AGGGAAUAGGCUGCUGCCUGCCCUAGUAAGCACUGCUCUUAAGUCCUCUACCCAAACCGCCGCUGAGCUCUGUGUUUGGAAAGUUGAGCAAGUCAACUGACCAGCAUCUCACCUCAAAAGAUGGGAAGUGGAAUUAGUUCAGAGAGCAAGGAGUCAGCCAAAAGGUCAAAAGAGCUGGAGAAAAAGCUUCAGGAAGAUGCUGAGCGAGAUGCAAGAACUGUUAAGCUGCUGCUGCUGGGAGCAGGUGAAUCUGGAAAAAGUACUAUUGUUAAACAAAUGAAGAUCAUCCAUAAGAAUGGUUAUAGUAAACAAGAAUGCAUGGAAUUUAAAGCAGUGAUCUACAGUAACACACUGCAAUCAAUCUUAGCCAUCGUGAAAGCUAUGACUACACUUGGGAUUGAGUAUGUGAAUCCCAGAAGUGGAGAAGACAAACAACAACUUCAUGCAAUGGCAAAUACACUAGAAGAUGGUGACAUGACACCCCAGCUGGCUGAGGUGAUUAAGCGACUAUGGGGAGACCCAGGAAUUCAGGCCUGCUUUGAAAGGGCAUCAGAAUACCAGCUCAAUGACUCUGCGGCUUACUACCUUAAUGACUUAGAUAGAAUCACAGCCCCUGGGUACGUGCCAAAUGAGCAAGAUGUUCUACAUUCCAGAGUGAAAACGACUGGUAUCAUUGAAACUCAAUUCUCCUUUAAAGACUUGAACUUCAGAAUGUUUGAUGUAGGUGGACAGCGAUCAGAGAGAAAGAAAUGGAUCCACUGCUUUGAAGGAGUGACGUGCAUUAUAUUUUGCGCUGCACUAAGUGCCUAUGACAUGGUGCUUGUAGAAGAUGAAGAGGUGAACAGAAUGCAAGAAAGUCUUCACCUGUUCAACAGCAUCUGCAACCACAAGUAUUUCGCGACCACCUCCAUUGUUCUGUUUCUCAACAAGAAAGAUCUCUUCCAGGAAAAAGUGACCAAGGUGCACCUCAGCAUCUGCUUUCCAGAGUACACGGGACCAAAUACGUUUGAAGAUGCAGGAAACUACAUCAAAAACCAGUUUCUAGAUCUGAAUUUAAAAAAAGAAGAUAAGGAAAUCUACUCUCACAUGACCUGUGCUACUGAUACCCAAAACGUCAAAUUCGUGUUUGAUGCAGUGACAGACAUAAUAAUAAAAGAGAAUCUCAAAGACUGUGGGCUCUUCUGAGCAACCUCUCUUCUUCCAUUUGUGGU
Molecule: messenger RNA, 1211 nt
Organism: Onychomys torridus (southern grasshopper mouse)
Lineage: Eukaryota; Metazoa; Chordata; Mammalia; Rodentia; Cricetidae
Gene: Gnat3
Product: G protein subunit alpha transducin 3
Exons: 8
Coding region: 121-1185 (354 amino acids)
Biological process (GO): detection of chemical stimulus involved in sensory perception of bitter taste; adenylate cyclase-modulating G protein-coupled receptor signaling pathway; sensory perception of sweet taste
Cellular component (GO): photoreceptor outer segment; heterotrimeric G-protein complex; photoreceptor inner segment
Molecular function (GO): G-protein beta/gamma-subunit complex binding; G protein-coupled receptor binding; GTPase activity
Source: RefSeq, a predicted model, not a curated record